This is a messenger RNA of Camellia sinensis, 2700 nucleotides long. RefSeq names its product Zinc finger (C3HC4-type RING finger) family protein (gene VIM1). The record is from RefSeq and is a predicted model, not a curated record. Gene Ontology annotation, molecular function: ubiquitin protein ligase activity; metal ion binding. Gene Ontology annotation, biological process: protein ubiquitination; negative regulation of gene expression via chromosomal CpG island methylation. NCBI's taxonomy places the organism in Eukaryota, Viridiplantae, Streptophyta, Magnoliopsida, Ericales, Theaceae.
AAUUCAAAUUUCAAACCCCCCCGCCCCCCAACCUUAUUCCCAUUCCUCGAAAACUCUAUUAUUUAAAUAAACAUUAAAAUUAUUAUCUCACAUCACACCCUAAAUCCAAAAGUUGAAUUGGAUUGAAUUGAAGGGUCUCCUUCUGUAUCUUCAUCUCCAUCUUCUUAUUAUAAAAGUUAUAUAUCACUCGAGUCGAGUCGAGUCAUCGCCGUCUCUCUCUCUCUCUCUCUCUCUCUCUGCUUAACCUUCACUUCACUCCAAUGGCGCACUCUAGCAACCUCCCCUGCGACGGAGACGGCAUUUGCAUGAUCUGCAAGAAGAAGUCGGCGGACGACGAGACCAUCACCUGCAAGACAUGCGUCACACCUUGGCACGCCACUUGUCUCUCCACUCCCCCUCAAACCCUAGCCGAUACUGUCCAGUGGGAGUGCCCCGAUUGCUCCGUCAUCGCCGAUCCUAAUCUCAUCGACAAGCCGGCCGCUGGAUCUGAAUCCUCCAGCGAUCUGAUCGCGGCGAUUCGAGCGAUUGAGUCCGAUCAGUCCUUGACUGUGCAAGAGAAGGCUAAGCGAAGGCAACAGCUCAUGAGCGGAGGCCCCAAUUCGACAGAUGCUGAGGACUCCAGUCCCAAGGACAAGCUCAAUGCUGGGGAUAACGAUGUUCUACAACUUCUCGAUCGGAGUUUGAACUGCUCCUUUUGCAUGCAGCUCCCUGAGAGGCCCGUCACGACACCCUGCGGUCAUAAUUUCUGCUUGAAGUGCUUCCAAAAAUGGGUUGGGCAGGGAAAGCGUACCUGUGCAAAUUGCCGUAAUGUAAUCCCAGCCAAGAUGGCAAGCCAACCUCGAAUCAACUCUGCACUUGUCAUUGCCAUCAGAAUGGCUAAGAUAUCAAAGUGUAACGCUAUGGGGGCUCCAUCAAAGGUCUACCAUUUUGUCCACAACCAAAACCGACCUGACAAGGCUUACACCACUGAGCGGGCAAAGAAAGCAGGAAAGGCUAAUGCUUGUAGUGGAAAGAUUUUUGUCACAGUCCCACCUGAUCAUUUUGGACCAAUUCUAGCAGAGAAUGACCCAGACAGAAAUCAGGGUGUGUUGGUGGGUGAGACUUGGGAGGAUCGAAUGGAAUGCAGACAAUGGGGAGCUCACCUUCCUCAUGUUGCAGGGAUUGCUGGGCAAGCAGAUUAUGGGGCUCAGUCUGUGGCACUCUCUGGAGGCUAUGAAGAUGAUGAGGAUCACGGUGAAUGGUUCCUCUACACAGGAAGUGGUGGAAGAGACCUCAGUGGAAAUAAAAGGACGAGCAAGACACAGUCAUUUGAUCAGAAGUUUGAUAAAAUGAAUGAGGCAUUACGGGUCAGUUGCCGAAAAGGUUAUCCCGUCCGAGUUGUGAGGUCUCAUAAGGAGAAACGUUCCUGCUAUGCACCAGAAACAGGAGUACGAUAUGAUGGGAUUUACAGGAUUGAAAAAUGCUGGCGCAAAGCUGGAAUUCAAGGAUUUAAGGUAUGCCGAUACCUUUUUGUUCGAUGUGACAAUGCACCAGCCCCAUGGACAAGUGAUGAGCAUGGUGACCGCCCGAGGCCUUUGCCAACCAUUAAAGAGUUGAAGAAUGCAACUGAUAUUUCUGAAAGAAAGGGAGUUGCCUCUUGGGAUUAUGAUGAGGAAAAAGGUUGCUGGAUGUGGAAGAAUCCUCCACCAGAAAGUAGAAAACAAGUGAACAAUGAAUAUUUAGAGGAUGGAAAGAGAACACCCAGAGUUAGACGUCAAACAGCAGCCCUGUCCAUACGAGAAAAGCUUCUAAAGGAAUUCAGCUGUCUUAUCUGCCGAAAAGUGAUGACUCUCCCCAUUACUACUCCAUGUGCUCAUAAUUUCUGCAAGGCCUGUUUGGAGAGUGCCUUUGCUGGUCAAACUUUCAUGAAAGAGAGGACACGUGAAGGCGGACGGACAUUACGAGCACAGAAGAAUAUUAGGAAAUGCCCAUCUUGCUCAAUUGACAUCAGUGACUUCCUUCAGAAUCCGCAGGUUAAUAGAGAGUUGAUGGGUGUGAUAGAAUCACUACAGGAGCAGAGUAAAGAGACAGAGGAAAAUGUGUGUGAAGAAGCUGAUGGCACUGAUGAGAAAUCUGAUGUGGUUUCUAGCGAUACAGAGCUUUGCAAUACAAAUGCUGACAUUCCAGAAGACAAAGAAGGCAUAGAUAAUUCUCCAUCCAAAGUCCAACCUGAGCAAACUGACAAGCUAAAGAAAGAAAGUGGUGCUGAACAAAUACUACUGGAAAACCCUCUUGAGAAUGAUGCAGCGAAUGAUGUUGAAAUCUCUGGUGAAAAAGAAUUAAAAGAAACUGCAGUUGAUGCUAAACCUAAGAGAACUUUGAAGCGAAAGAAGGCAAAUGAUGGGAUUUCCUCAUCAAUGCUGGAUAAGGGAGCAAAGACCAGAAGCCAGAAGGCUAAACUAAUGAUGGAUGAUGAUGACUUUGCAUGACUUACAUUUGAUUUGCAAGGAUUUUUGCCCAGUUGUUCAACAUUUUGGAUUUUGUAUUAUGAUGUUUAAAAGUUGAGGUGGCAUUUUUAUUUUUUGUGGAAUGCUUAGAAACACAAGUAAUUUGGUUCAUUUUGGAAGACAAUUUUGUCAGAACCAAUAGAUAAUUGGGCAAUGUUUCAAAACUGCAUUACUUUAUAUAUAUAAUCACAUUAAGGGCAAUUACUUUGUUUUU